AUGGCUGCUGGCCGGAGACCCAAAGUGUUCACGACCGUUCGUGAGUCGCUUACCACUGUGAAUGGGCUCUCAGAGUUCGUCAGGGUAGCAGGGAUGAAGGUUGGUGUGGUGGAGAGCCGAGGAGGGAUCAUGGACAGCAUACAGAGAUUUUCAAACCUGCCAACGUAUCUCCCCGCGAGCUAUCACAUCUGCAAUGCUGAUGUUUUCUUCUUCCUCAAAGAAGCCAACCAGGAUAUCAUGAGGAACUCCAGUUUGCAGUCUAGGGUGGAUUCAUUCUUUAUAUACAAAGCCAAACUGCCACCUCUCCUAAACGCCACGUAUGGACCCUUUUCUGUUGAACAGGCUGUUCCCUUGGACCUCAUGCUGACUUCUGCAUCUUUUGGUUUCACAAAUAAAUUCACUUUUAAUUGGAAGUUAAAAUCUCACAUCAUCAACAGCUCAAUCUAUUCCAACAAACCUAAAAUACAAACCUUGUUCUAUAUUGCGGGGAAGGACUGGGAUGACUAUAAUUCUGCAGAGAGGUUGCCUUGCGUGAAGAUGUUUGCUUUCCUGGAGUCUAGAGAAGUUGUGGCCAGCUGUAGAUUGACAGGUCAUCUAGGAUUAUGUGUUGCGGAGCUGGAAUUGUCUCCUAGCUGGUUCAGCUCUCCUCCACCCCUGGUUUCAGAGGAAGCAGCCUCCCUGGAAGGGAUUACUGUGGAGCUCUUCUAUAAGAUUUAUUCAGCAGAUGGAGAAUGUUCUCCAGAGGAUGCAAAAUGGGAAAACAAUAUCCAUGCAGGUCAAGAUAAUGAACACAAGGCUUUGUCAGCUAUGGAGAGGAUUGGUAGCAUCGUUGUUUACCCAAAUCAAGACAAAUUAAAACAGUCUUUACUGAGGCUAGAUGAAAAUGUCGUUAUUCGCUUACCACUCAACCCGGUCAGAGAAGGUGACAUUGUGACCUUUCAUAUUUCCCUGGCUGAUGACUCUCUAGCAGACCAGUUUGUAUUAAGAAUUAGGACAGCCCCAGGUGUGAAGAUCACGGACAUCAGAGUCAGUGAUGCAGACCAGUGGGGUGUUCAAGAGGAGACGGACAGCGCAAGGACCACUGCCACGAUCACAUGUGUGCACAACGACCCAAACGCAGAGAACAGAGCAAACAUGUCCUCCUAUGAGAUCCUGCAGAUGGACUUUGAGAUUGACAACACUAGCAGCCUGGCAGGGGCCCAGCAAAUUACCUGGCAAGUGGAAUACCCUCGAGAUGACUCCGUGAGCGAACUGGUGGUCUCCGAGAUCUUUGUCAGCCGAACAAUGUUUGUGGGAAUUGUUCCUCUUGCGAUGGACACAGAGGUCCUUAACACGGCCAUUCUGACGGGCAAAACAGUGUCUGUUCCAGUGAAGGUUGUUGCUGUGCAGGAGGAUGGGUCCGUGGUCGAUGUUUCGGACUCCACCGAGUGCAAAUCAGCUGAUGAAGACGUCAUAAAGGUUUCUGACAGAUGUGACUCCAUCUUCGUUAAUGGCAAGGAAAUGAAAAGCAAAGUGGAUACUAUUGUUAACUUCACUUACCAGCAUUUUACCACCCAAUUAGAAGUGACGGUCUGGGUUCCACGGCUCCCGCUGCAGAUUGAGAUCUCUGAUACAGAGCUUAGCCAGAUCAAAGGCUGGAGGAUACCCGUCACCUCCAACAAAAGGCCUACCCGUGACAGCGAGGACGAAGAGGAUGAUGAGAAAAAAGGAAGAGGUUGUACCCUCCAGUAUCAGCAUGCCAUGGUGCGAGUGCUCACACAGUUUGUAGCUGAAUCCUCUGAGUUUGGAGGCCACUUGACCUAUAUGCUAGGCUCUGAGUGGCAGUUUGACAUCACUGACCUUGUGACUGAUUUCAUGAAGGUAGAAGAACCCAAGAUUGCUACGCUUCAAGAUGGCCGAGUUCUGGCAGGUCGUGAGCAUGGCAUCACCACGGUCCAGGUUCUGUCACCUCUUUCCGAUUCCAUCUUGGCAGAGAAGACAGUGAUCGUUCUAGAUGACCGUGUAACCAUUACAGAUCUAGGCGUACAACUAGUUUCAGGCUUGUCCCUCUCCUUACAAAUCAGCAAAGGAAGUAAGAGAGCUAUCGUUUCUACCACCUCUGCAUAUGAUAUCCUUCAUACUCCGAAACAGGAAGCCAUAGUCAGUGCUUGGAUUUUGUUCAGUGAUGGGUCAGUGACGCCGCUGGAUAUCUAUGACUCCAAGGACUUCUCGAUCACCAUCACGUCGCUGGAUGAGAUGGUAGUGUCUGCACACCAAAACCUUCAGUCCAAAUGGCCUGGGGUAGUGGCAGAAGGGGAUGGGCAAGGACCUUUGAUUAAAAUUGAAAUGGUCAUCAGUGAGCCAUGUCAGAAGACUAAGCGGAAGAGCAUUCUGGCUGUUGGGAAAGGAAAUGUCAAAGUGAAGUUUGGUCAAAAAGAUUCUGACCAAAAAGAAAGCACUAAUGACAUUGAUGAUGUGGAUAGAGAUUUUAAAAGCCAUGCAAGCAAUUCUAUAGAGAAACCUGCAGAACAAGAGAGGACAGCACAAGAAUGGUCCAAAAACCAUGAGGACAUGUCCAGUCAUGAGGACAAUGCAAACAAAAGCACAACUUUCAUAUCUCCCAUUGAUCAGGAGUCCCUGGAGGAUGGCCAGCUCCAAAAUAUCACAUUGACUCCAAGAGGAUUAACAGAUUUGGAGAUCGGCAUGUAUGCCCUGCUGUGUGUUUUCUGCUUAGCAAUCUUGGUCUUUUUGAUUAACUGUGUGGCAUUUGCUUGGAAGUACAGGCAUAAAAGGUUUGCUGUGAGUGAGCAAGGCAACAUCCCCCAUUCCCAUGAUUGGGUCUGGCUUGGAAAUGAGGUUGAACUGCUGGAAAACCCAGUUGACAUUUCGCUCCCAUCAGAGGAGUGCACUACCAUGAUUGACAGAGGAAUGCAGUUUGAAGAAAGCAACUUUCUCCUUAAUGGGAGCUCCCAGAAGACUCUUCAUAAUCAUAUCCUCAGAUCUUCUGAGUACCUUUGUGAAAAAGAAGUUAAAAGUGAACCUAUAAAUCCUUCUGGGCCAAAGCAGAAGCGAGUAAAGUUCACUUCAUAUACAACAAUACUGCCGGAGGAUGGAGGCCCCUACACCAACUCAAUUCUAUUUGACAGUGAUGAUAAUAUUAAAUGGGUAUGCCAAGAUAUGAAUCUUGGUGAUUCCAAGGAACUUAGGGACUAUAUGGAAAGACUGCAAGACAAUAUGUAA
Messenger RNA from Egretta garzetta (little egret), 3219 nucleotides. RefSeq names its product transmembrane protein 132B (gene TMEM132B). The record is from RefSeq and is a predicted model, not a curated record. NCBI's taxonomy places the organism in Eukaryota, Metazoa, Chordata, Aves, Pelecaniformes, Ardeidae.